CUGAUUACGAGAACGUGUGAUGUAAGAGUGGGGCUUUUUUUUCUUAAGUGUGUUUGUGCAUGUGGUUUCAUAGAGUAAAAUGCCUACGAAAAAGGUCAAGAUUCGGAUGAGUACAGUAAAGCGGAACAACUUAAAGCACACAAAACUUAGCAAGCAGGGUAAAGCAAAACACAGGCACCAUGAGAAAAAGACAGUACUCUUACCCAAGAGAAACAAUGAUCAGCAGUCUAAAUCAAAUGCUGUACAAGAGGAGGAAGAAGAAGAAAGUGACCAUGGAGAAGAACUGUUGCAAAUGGUGGAGAAUGAUGACCUAGAAUUUCUUCAUAAUGCUGUCACUAGCCACAGUUACUCUCUACUGAAUCAUAUCUGCUUCACAGAAAACAAGCAAAAGGAUCGUAAAAGGAAGCGAGACAAGGAUGGAGAAGAUGAAGUGGAUGUGGAAGGGAAUUAUGAGGAAAGAGUUCCUGAGUUGGAACCAAAGAGGAUUAAACAUUUGUUACCAAUAAAAACAAAAGGAGGAUUGGUUUAUCGUUCUGUUGCAGAGGAUUUUAAUGAAGAAGAACCAGAGCCAGCAAAAGAAGAAGUUAUUCCCAAACCUGAGGAAACUGAAACUGACAGUGAUGCUGAACUGGAGAAUGAACUUGACAUUGAGAGAACUGAUUUUAUAGACCCCAGCCGACCAGUCAGCACAGCAGAAUUGCUGGCAUCUCGUGAAGAGGCACUACGUAAACGUAGACUUCUCAUAGGUGUUCUUGCUAGUGGCUUGCUGGAAAAUCCACAAGUGAAGACCAAGAACUUCAAACGGCUGUUAGAUAUGAUGAAUGAAGAGACACCAGAGUUGAGAAUUACAGUGUGUAAACUGGUUAUAGUGUCCUUGCUGGAAGUCUUCAGGGAUGUUGUUCCAUCAUACCAGAUCAAACAUCAAGAUAAUCCAGGAGUGAAAUUAAAGAAAGAAACACUGCAAUUGCAAAGAUUUGAGAAGGCAUUGCUCAGUUCCUACAAAAUCUAUCUGCAAAGAAUGGAGAAAUUAGUGUCGAUGCUCAAUAAAAAGCGUGGAAACAGCAGGGUAGCUUCACAGCAAGAGCUGAGAAUGGGAGAACUAGCGCUCAGUUGUAUGUGUGACCUGCUGGUGGCACAUCCUUACUUCAACUUCUCUCAUAACCUGGUGCAGCUAUUGGUUCCAUAUCUGAAUCAUCCCCUACCUUCUGUGCGUCAGCUUUGCUCCAACUCAGUCUGUACUGUAUUCAGGAAUGAUAAGCGAGGAGAAAUAUCUCUUGAGAUUGUACGUUGCAUCAACUGUCUUGUGAAGUCUCGGUCACAUUCUGUUCACCCUGAAGUUCUGAAGGUUUUGUUAUCACUGCGUAUAAAGGAAAUUAAUCUUGAAAAAGAAAAGGAGGAUGAACUGAGGCAAAAGAAAUUUAUGAAACAUAAACAGAAGCUUCUUACAAUGUCCAAAAAAGAGCGCAAGAGAAGCAAGAAACUAGAGGAACUAGAGAAGGAACUGUUGGAGACUAAAGCAGAAGAGAAUAAACAAGCCAAGCAGCAGUACCUCACAGAAGUCACCAAAUUUGUGUUCACCAUUUACUUUCGUGUACUGAAGAAAGCACCAUCUUCUAAGAUACUAAGCAUCACACUUGAGGGACUUGCAAGAUAUGCUCACUGCAUCAACCUGGAGUUCUAUGAAGACAUAGUGAAUGUGUUGAACCAUUUACUGGAACAUGAGCCACUAGGUUAUCGAGAGCAGAUGCACUGCAUCCAGACAGUUUUCACCAUUUUGUCUGGCCAGGGAGAGGUUCUCAACAUUGAUCCAUUCCGCUUCUAUGUUCACUUAUACCGCAAUCUUCUCUCAGUUCAUGCAGGUGAUAGUCAUCAGGACCUCCCAACUGUACUGAAGACUUUAGAUUUAGCUGUGAUACAUCGACAUAAAAGGCUCUCUCAGCAGCGUAUGUUUGCAUUUACAAAGCGGCUUGCAACAUUGGCCAUGCAGUUGUUACACAAUGGCUCCAUUAGUUGUCUGGCACUCAUAAGAACCAUUAUGCAGGUAUACAGAUCAGUGGACAUAUUGCUGGACCCAGACUCAUCUGUUGGUCAAGGAGUGUAUUUCCCAGAGUUGGAAGACCCUGAAUAUUGCAAUGCUAGCAAUACAGCCAUCUGGGAAAUGACUGCACUGAAGCGCCACUAUCAUCCAGUUGUUUGCAAGUUUGCCUGUAAUAUCCUGCUUGGUGUCCCAGUAACAGGAGAUGGGUACCUAGCACCAGAACUUACUAAACUGUCAGCAGAGGAAUUAUUCAUUAAAUAUAAUCCAUCAGAAGUAGCAUUUCAACCACCAGUUCCUGUUCCCAAGAAAAUUGAAGCCAGGACCAAUCCUUCAGUUACUAUACACUUCAGGAAUGAAGAUCUGUUCAACUAUGUGAAGGAAGUGUCAGAGAGGCAUGUAGAAGAGACAGUAGAUUUUAGCCUAUUUAAAAUGAGAGUGAAGUCUUGAUUGCUGGUCAUAGAGGCAGUUGUGAUUUCUGGUUACACAUAUGCUGUAAGAAAUUCUGCUGAACUAUUAAAUAUGUACCCCACAAAGCUUAUACCAUAU
Molecule: messenger RNA, 2584 nt
Organism: Cryptotermes secundus
Lineage: Eukaryota; Metazoa; Arthropoda; Insecta; Blattodea; Kalotermitidae
Gene: Noc3
Product: nucleolar complex protein 3 homolog
Exons: 13
Coding region: 80-2485 (801 amino acids)
Biological process (GO): DNA replication initiation
Cellular component (GO): nucleolus
Molecular function (GO): chromatin binding
Source: RefSeq, a predicted model, not a curated record